AUGAGCCGACAGCCACAGCCCCAGGCUGCGCGGACAGUGCGCUCCGCGUCUCUCCCGGUGUCGCCGACUUUGCCCAUGUCCCAGUAUGCGUCCCGCUCAGACUCCAAGGGUGCUUUGGACAGCAGCAGUCCCGAUGCCAACACGGAAGAUGACAAGACCGAGGAGGACAUGCCUGCGCCCAAGAGCUAUCUGUGGCUCACCAUUGUCUCGUGUUUUUGCCCAGCGUACCCAGUCAACAUCGUGGCUUUGGUCUUCUCCAUCAUGUCUCAGAACAGCUACAAUGACGGAGACUACGAAGGAGCCAGGAGGCUGGGGCGCAACGCCAAGUGGGUGGCCAUCGCCUCCAUCAUCAUCGGCCUGGUCAUCAUCGGUGUGUCAUGUGUGGUGCACUUCUCCAGGACGUAA
Messenger RNA from Peromyscus eremicus (cactus mouse), 405 nucleotides. It is a transcript of the gene Tmem233, whose product is annotated as transmembrane protein 233. The transcript is spliced from 2 exons. Lineage: Eukaryota; Metazoa; Chordata; Mammalia; Rodentia; Cricetidae. The record is from RefSeq and is a predicted model, not a curated record. Gene Ontology annotation, cellular component: membrane. The coding region runs from base 1 to 405 and encodes 134 amino acids.